AUGAAUACCCAAGCGGAUCUUUGCGCCGACUGUAGUACAUCGUCCCCAAAAUGGGCGUCUGUCAAUAGAGGUGUACUCUUAUGUGAUGAAUGUAGUUCCAUUCACCGACAGCUAGGAAGACAUAUUAGCCAGGUUAAACAUCUUGAGAAGUCACGCUGGAGGCCGUCACAACUUUCUAUGGUACGCUAUUUGGCGUCUGCUGGUGCAAAUGGGUAUUGGGAACAUGUACUGUACGAACCUAUGCUUGCUGGGUUAAAUUCAGAUAAUCGAUCCAGCAAAGCCUUUCAUCCUCAUAAAAAACCUUUACCUACUGACCCAGUGCAUCCAACCAAAGCUGAUUUUAUACGUGAGAAGUAUUUGUUUUUGGGAUUUUUUAAGAAACCACGAAACGUUAACCAUGAUGAUUUAAACCAGCAACUCCAUGCUAGUGUAAGGACAGGAGUUUUAGAGACCAGUCUGUAUUUACUUGCUUUGGGUGCAAAUCCAAAUUUUCUUCAUCCAAUCAAAGGCACAGCACCUAUUCAUGUUGCAUGUCAAUAUGGUCAAAUUGGUCAGGUAGAAUUGCUGUUAGCUUAUGGGGCAGAUGUUUGUAUUCGUGAUUCAUCUGGAAAAACUGUAAUUGAUUUAGCAUUAGACAAAGCAUUAGCAUUAAAUGAAUCGAUUAUUUCUAAAGAAAAGAUGGCAACAAUGUCAAAUGAAGAGAGGUUACAAUCCGCUUGGUCUUCUAUGGUUGAUGUAUUAGUUUCAGCGUAUUAUGAUUUGACAGAUAGUUUAGCUUAUUUCCUUACACGUCAUGUACCUGAUCAUAAAGCAGCUGUUUUUGGUGGAAUCAAUAAAAAUACAAAUCAUAGUAAUGAACUAUCAGUGAAUAAUAAUAACGGUGAAAUAAUAACAAAUGGUCAUUUCUUAAUUUCAACUUCAUUAAUACAUGAAUCAAAUGGUACAUCAUUGGCACCGAAAUCAACGAAUUUAAAAUUGACUAAUUCCUCUGGACAUACUAUUACUUCUACUGCUACCUCAAAUGUUGAACAAGCAGACGACCAAGAAGAUUGGAUCAUUAAAGCUAGAGGAAGAUUAAAUAAUCUAUCUAAUAAUGCAUUUAUCGAUUUAUGUAUUGAUGUAUAUGAUGAAGCAGAUCGUCGUUUAACAAAUUCAUUUCUUGAAAAUCUGGAUACAUUUAAUAAUCAGAAACAUUUAAACAACUAUUCAGUAUUCAAUGGUUCUAAUGUUAGCAAGACUGAUGCAGACGAUGCAGACAAUGACAACAAUAACAACAACGUCAGCACAAAGAAUGAACUACAUAAUAGUAUAGUUAAAGAGACCAGACCUGACUCUAGACCAUCUUUACAUAAAACAACAACACUACGUCAAACAUCUGCAAUUACUAAUUUAACGCUAUUUUUUCUACCUCCAAAUACAACUUAUUCAUCAGUACGUAAUCAAGCACGUCAAAAAUUAGGUCGACUAUCUACCAUUGAAUUUCAUACUUUAACAUUAGAUGUUCUCACUGAAGCAUCGAUACGUUUAUUGCCAUUAUUUUUACCAUUGACCAAUACAAAAGAUGAUCAUAUAGAUGAUGUUGAACGUUUACAUAGUACUAAUAAUAGUGAUGGUAGUAGUAGUCCAUGUGAUAAUUUAAAUAAACAAUUAAAUAAUGAAUGUAAUGAUAUUUUACAAGAAACAUUGAUUUCGGAGAAUUUACCAGAUCAUGAAAAUUUACGAUUAGAAAUGUCAUCUUCAUCAUCACCACCGGUGAAUGCAAAAAGUGAAAUUUUAUUGGAGAAAUUCGUUCGUUCUCGUGAUGACCCUGUAUAUGAUCAGGUGGCUGGUGAAGGUGAUUUAAAUGAGAAUGCUUUGUCCAAUAUACAAACAGUUACAUCUGAUCAUAAUAUACUUUCUGUGGAUAUUGAAGAAAGCAGUUUAAAUAAUCAACAAAAUAUAACAGAAAAUUCAUCAUUUAAGCAUAGUAAUGCUUCAUUAACAGCUUCAUUAUCACCAUCCACUGGAAGAGUAGAGUCUAGUCAUCAUACCCAACAAAUAAGUGGUGGCAAUGAUGAAUUAGAUUCAAUAGGACCAAUACCUCCAAUUACAAGUCGUCCAGGUCCAUUGCCUGGAUCACGUAGGCUACAUUUAUCACAUACUGGUCGUAUAGCUCAGCAUAGAGCUAGUGUACCAACGGGUGGUACUAUCACUACUAAUUCCGAUGUUACUAGUUGUGGUAGUAAUCCUCUCUCUCUAUCCGAGUCAACAAGUAGUAUCGUAAAAUCAUCUGAUUCACCGAAAAAUCUCACAGAACAUUCGUUAAUUAAUUCUCUUAGUGCCGAAAAUUCUAACGAUAUUCAAGAUCGUUCACUUCAGUCUCAUGCACAUCAUCAUCGUCAUCCAGAAUCUUGUUGUGUAGCUGCUCGUAAUGAAGUGGAACGUUUACACAAAGAGAAUAUUGAAUUAAAAGUACAAUUAUCUGAUUUACAAAAUAGUAAAGAUAUUGUAGAACAACGUUUAGAAGAUUUGGAAGGACGUAUAAUUCAACUAGAUUCUAUUGUUCAAGUUUUAAAAGAGGAAAAAUCUGCCUUAUUAGCGGCUUUUUCAGCUGGUAUGGUUAUGGUUCAUAAUCCAUUAAAAAUCAGCUGUGAUUCAGAUGGUCAACAACUGACCAGCGAAACACCAAUCACAACAACGACAACAACAUCAGUUGGAGUGUAUUCAUCUAAUUUGAAAGCUACCAAAAUUAGUGAAACACCUUCAACACAUUAUCACUGGGACUAUGAAAAAGACGAAGAAGAUGGAAGUAGAGUAUAUGGUGAGGAAAUAACGGAUAACGGUGAAGAACAUGAUGACGAUGAAGUUGGUGAAGUGGAUGCUGAACAAUAUAAAGAUGAUGACUCUGAAUAUGAUAUGGAACGGGUUAUUGUCGCUGGUGGCAGUAAUGAUAAAUCUAGUAAUGAAGGUAAUUACGCAAUAGGUUCACACUGUCUAGAUUCUGGUGUACUACUUAGACAAGGUAUUAUUCUACGUGGAAGUAGAGGUGGAUCACCAGCAUCUGUAACUGGUGGUGGUGGUGUAACGCAUCAAACAGGUUUCGGUCAUUCUCAUCCUUCUAUAUCUCAAACGAAUUUUAUAACGCCAUCAUUUCGUGGUCUUGUAAAAAGUAAUAAAUUACACAGUAGAAAUAAUGAAGAACCAAAGCAAUCAUUUGUGUUCACUUCAACUAGUCAAAAUAUUGUCUCAUCUGCACCACAAAAUAUUCCAACUUAUGUUAAUACUCCACAUCUUAUUCAGCAUCCUUUGUCCAACUCAAAACCCACCUUAGUAUCGGGUACUUCAAUCACACUUGCUGAUGCUUUAAAUCCUGAUAUACCAGAUGAUUAUACUGCACCUAAUGCUACUGGUUCCCCUUCUCCAGCACCAAUACCGAUCAGUCAAAAUCUAGCGAGUCAGUUGUGUAGUCGUGUUACAACAACCAGUCCAAAUAUGAAUAUUCCUAGUAGUCAUCAUCAUCGUCAUCAUCAUCAUCACCAUCAGGGAAAAUCAUCACGUCUACUGAAUUCACAUUUGAACAAGCCAACAAUGAUUGAUAGUAAAAAGCCGUUACAUCAUUCAGAAGUUUUAGUAUCUAUAAGUAAAUCGUCUCCAGACUACGAUAACGCUUCUCGUUCAUCCUCAUUAAUACACUCAUCCAAUGAAUCGUUUCAUCAAAUCGAUAAACAUUCUAGACCAGGUGGUGGUGGUGUUGUCGUUGGGGUUAAUGGAGAUCAAGUUUGGAAAGCUCCAAGUUCAGAACGAGUUGUCCGAUGCGUUGAAACAAUUAUUACGCGUAUUCGAAGUUUGGUAGAGAUUGCUAAUGGUGAUCGUCAUGGUAACAAUAGUGCUCAUUGUUCUCGUUUAAUUCAGUUAGCUGUCAAAGAUUUAUUAAAUUUAUUCCCUUCUGAUGAAUCUCAUCCAAUGGAAGUGAAAAAUGCAUUAAAUAAUCUUGCUACAGAAUCAGAAAAUUUACGAAAAGAUUGUGAACAAAUCACCGCUUCGUCUUCCUUCACAUCACCUUCCUCUUCUUCCAGUAUUGUUGGAUCUGUCAGUCAUAGUGGUCGAUCAGUUCCACCGGAAAUCACUAUUCUAAUACGUCAUGCUCAUCAGAUUGCUAGAGCUGCAAAAGAUUUACUAUCGCUUUUUCAACGAUCUGAUCAAUGA
Messenger RNA from Schistosoma mattheei, 4185 nucleotides. The record is from the annotation of a GenBank genome assembly. NCBI's taxonomy places the organism in Eukaryota, Metazoa, Platyhelminthes, Trematoda, Strigeidida, Schistosomatidae.